AUGGAUAUGAAGAUGAUCAACGAUCUAGGAGACGAUGUUCUUCGCCACAUAAUAUCUUUCCUUCCGAUAAGAGAAGCUGCUUUCACAUCUCUUCUCUCAAAUCGAUGGCGUUAUAUGUUUGCCUUGCCAACGAAUCUCCGUUUAGAUUAUGACGAAGAAGUGUGUGGAAGAAGAAGACCAGAAUAUUUCAUCGAGUUUGUGGAUAGAGUGUUGGCCCGGUCAGGCAAUAUCCCAACGAGGAAGAUCUCGAUAAAAUUUCGAAAGAGUAUCGAUUCGCGUCAUGUCAACCGGUGGAUGACUAAAGUGCUGCAACAUGGUCUCUUGAAUCUUGACAUAGACGUAAUCUUUGGACAUGAUUAUUAUGUAGUGCCUCUCGAGACCUUCUUCACUUGCAAGAACAUGGUUGAGCUGAAACUCGGAAAAGGGUUUCUGGCUACACUUCCUGGAGAUGUGUCUCUUCCAUCACUUAAGAAGCUCUAUCUCGAUUCGGUUUAUUUCACGAAUAGCGGUUUAUGUGUUUCGGGGAAGCUUCUCUCUGCUUGUCCAGUGCUUGAGGAACUAACCAUGCUUGAGGGUGAGGGGACCUGGAAGUAUUUCUGUAUCAACGUGUCCUCUUUUACCCUUAAGAAACUUACUAUCAAGUGUAAUGAAGGUUCACAUAUACGGGACAUGACUUUGGAUACGCCGAAUCUUGUCUACUUGGAAUACUCUGGUUUUGUUAAAAGAAACUAUCCGACUGUGAGUCUUGAGUCCCUUGUCGAAGCCAAGCUUGGUCUCUUGUUUGAAAGGCUCGUUGGAAUUGAUUCGCUAUAUCGUAGUUUAUAUACUGGUCGCAAUCCAACAAAUCUGAUUAAAGGGUUGAGAAAUGUUGAGGUCUUGGAGUUAUCAUCUCUUGAUACUUGGGAAAAGGUAUUCAGUUAUUUCCGUGAAGCCAUCCCAGUGUUCAGUAACCUGGUUCGUUUAUCUGUUAAAAUCCCUCUCUCCUACCACUACUGCGAUUGGGAACCUCUGCUGUUGCUUGUUAAAAAAUCUCCAAAUCUUAAGACUCUCGUCAUCAAGGGUCCACGUGAAUGGGGUGAACGAGAUUAUGGAUUGUCAUGUCCCGUGAAAGUAUUGAAGACGACUUGCCAUGGAGGAAAAACUGGAGAGCUACAGCAGAUGAAAUAUUUCAUAGAGGAACUGCCAUGUCUUGAGCUUAUUGAAGUCUGUGCUUAUGCAAUAAACGACGAGGAAAAGUCUCGGAUCACCCUUGAGUUGCUGCUUAUGGUUCCUAAACCGUUGAAGUGCAAUAUCCAGAUCAUGUUUUGUCAGGAAGGAAUAUCUUAG
Microthlaspi erraticum is the source of this 1326-nucleotide messenger RNA. The record is from the annotation of a GenBank genome assembly. NCBI's taxonomy places the organism in Eukaryota, Viridiplantae, Streptophyta, Magnoliopsida, Brassicales, Brassicaceae.